Molecule: messenger RNA, 1530 nt
Organism: Paramecium tetraurelia
Lineage: Eukaryota; Ciliophora; Oligohymenophorea; Peniculida; Parameciidae
Exons: 3
Biological process (GO): autophagy; autophagosome organization; peptidyl-serine phosphorylation
Cellular component (GO): cytoplasm; autophagosome
Molecular function (GO): ATP binding; protein serine/threonine kinase activity
Source: RefSeq, a predicted model, not a curated record
AUGUAAGAAUAGCAUUUUAAGAAAAUAAAUCAAUAUUACUUUUAAAAAGUAAUAGGGAGUGGAGCAUUCGGAAUUGUAUAUUUAGGGUGGGACGAUAAUUUUAAAAGAUAAGUAGCAAUAAAAGAAAUCUGCAUUUCUAAAUUUGACCUCAAUUAAGUGCAGGAUAAGAGACAAUAUUAAAUGAUUGAAAAAGAAAUUGAAAUAUGCAAGAAAUUAAAAAACAAAAACAUUGUGGAGUUGUAUGAUAGUUUCAAGACGGAUAAAUACAUUUAUAUUAUUUUUGAGUAUUGCAGCAAUGGUGAUUUAGAGAUAUUAUUUAAAAAAAAUAGAUUCCAAGAGGCUGAAGUAAAAGCUAUAUUUUAAUAAAUCAUCGGAGGAAUUAAAUAUUUGUAUCAACAGAAGGUUGUUCAUCGAGAUAUCAAACUAGCAAAUAUAUAUAUAAAUUAGGAAUGGAUUAUAAAGUUAGGGGAUUUUGGAUUUGCAAGGAACUUCGAUAAUUAUAUGUAAUCAUAUUGUGGAACUCCAAUUACAAUGGCUCCAGAGAUAAUUUGUGGAAAGGGGGAGUACGAUGAAAAAUGUGAUAUUUGGUCUUUGGGCAUGAUCUUAUACAUGAUGAUCUUUGGGAACAGUUAUUUGCAGUAAUUCAUUACUCCUAAGACAUCUCUAAAGGAAUUUUCAGAAAUAGUGUAAAAGUCAUAAGUUGCAUUUCCAGCCAAAACAGUUAUUUCAUAAGGGUUAAGAGAUUUAUUUUAGAAGAUGCUUUUAGUGGAUGCAAAAAAGAGAAUAGGAUAUUAAGAGUUAUUUGAACAUUAUUGGAUUACAGAAGGGGAGAAUGAAAGUUUCAAGAAGAGUGUUCGUUUCAUAUCUAAAAGGAUGAAUUCUGGAGAAGCGAGCGAUAUAAAGGUUCCCCUACAAUAAACAAUAAAUGAAUAACUGGGUUAUCAAUUUGGUCAGUAUGGAAUUGUAAGAAAUGAAAUUAUUGAAAAUAUUCGAGAUAUGUUGAACUUAUGUCAAAAUAUUGAUAAUGUGAAAAGGCUUUGUGAGAAUUUCUUGAAGAAAUUGAGAUCCUCAUAAAAUAAUUACUAGAUUACAUUAAUUAUGAAAAAUUAGAAUAGAGUAUUCAAGGAAGGGAGUGUUAAGCUUUUUGACAUCAAGUAUAAAUUAACUUAUUUGCUAUUGCAUAUUUUACAUGAAUUAAUUAAUACAGACAAUGCUACAAUUGAUAGAUUAGAAAAAGCAUAAAAAUUAUUUGAUUUAGCAUAGAAAACUAAUAUCAGCAAUGUCAUAAGUGUCAAAAUCACAAAAGAAGAGAUAGAAAAGAUGGAUGAUUCAGAAUUAAAUUAGCAAUUUGAACAAUUAGGUGAUGAGUUAAGGGAAAUAAUGAUAUAAUAAUAGGCAAGACAAUAAUAACGACCACAUAAGAAAGAUUACGAAAUAACAUUUGAAAAUAAGUAAUUAGAAGAAAGAACUCUGCUAACAUUGGGAAAUGGAAUUGAUAAUUUUCGUCUCCUUAGAAAUGAAAUUAUAUGA